AUGGCGGAUGAGGACAGCAAGUUCUCUGCCAAGCAGCUCAAGGAGUUUCGCCUGGCAUAUGGUAUCUAUGACGAGGAUGGUGACGGCAAGCUCGACUCUGACGCCUGCUGCAAAUGCCUGCGCGCCUGUGGUAUCCCCCUCACGGAGAACGCCAUUGCCAAUAUCACGACCGAUCUCGACAUUUAUUCUGAUGGCGAGGUCAACUGGGAUGGGUUUAUGGCCUUGAUGGAAGAGCACCACAAGCCUCUGCCCACAGAGAAGGAGCUCAUCGCUGCUUUCAAAGCGAUGGAUGAGGAUGGCUCAGGUGCCGUCAGCCGCAGUGAGCUGAAGCGUUUCCUUACUAACGUCGGCGAAAAACUUAGCGAAGACGAGUUCGAGCAAAUGGUGGCCGACAUUGACACAGACGGAGAUGGUGAAAUUGAUUACAAGGAGUUUGCCAGCUUAAUGGCCAAAUCCUCGUCCUACAGUGACUUUUAG
Messenger RNA from Monosiga brevicollis MX1, 477 nucleotides. RefSeq lists its product as uncharacterized. The transcript has 6 exons. Lineage: Eukaryota; Choanoflagellata; Craspedida; Salpingoecidae. The coding region runs from base 1 to 477 and encodes 158 amino acids. Gene Ontology annotation, cellular component: myosin II complex. Gene Ontology annotation, molecular function: calcium ion binding. The record is from RefSeq and is a predicted model, not a curated record.